AUGUGCGCACAGGUGAAGAACAACAUCAACCUCCUUUUCCUGCAGUUUGGCGAAAAAUUUGGUUUCAGCCGUCCUGAACUCUUCCUUCCGUCAUUUACUCUGCGUCUGGUCUACAAGACACCCGUCUCUGCCACUGAUGCCUUUUGGCUGACGCUGGCUGCUCUGGAAUGUCAGGGAAACGAAGAUCCUGUAGAGAACUUCCACCUAGCAAUGGACGCACUCACGUGCCUCUUUGGACAAGCUUUUGAGGUGGCCGUGCGUCGCACAAAAGCUCGCGCGGAAUUCAAGUAUUUUGAUUCUCAUUGUAUUGAACUGUACAGAGAAGACAUGCUGAAGUUUUUCGAGGCUUUGGCCACACUGCUGAGCUCAUAG
This is a messenger RNA of Dibothriocephalus latus, 372 nucleotides long. The record is from the annotation of a GenBank genome assembly. NCBI's taxonomy places the organism in Eukaryota, Metazoa, Platyhelminthes, Cestoda, Diphyllobothriidea, Diphyllobothriidae.